AGCUGAGUGCCCUCAUUGCAAGAUGUGAUGACUGUGGCCUUUGAGGAGGACUCCGAUGACCAAGCAUCUCCAUUGUGUCCUCCUGGGCUUUGCCCUGGCUAGGGCAUAAAACGAGAGUGUAUAAAAUGCAGGGGAGUCACGACACCAGCCCAAUCACUCCACCACGAAGCACCAGCAACCCAGGUCUUACCCAGACACGGCCAUGUCCGAAAGCACAAGAACCACCCCUCCCAGCCAUGACAUGGACAGGAAGGAAAAAGACAGUCCCACCCCAUCCACCAACUCAUCCCCCGAUUCCAGCAGUCAGGGUGAAGAGUCCUCUGCAGAACCUUUCCGGAUCAUUGUGUUUGACCAGGAGAACUUCCAGGGCAAGCAGAUGGAGUUCACCAGUGCAUGCCUGAACCUGGGGGACCAUGGAUUUGACCGGGUGCGCAGUGUCCUGGCAACCUCUGGACCCUGGGUGGCCUUUGAGCAGUGCAACCUGCGUGGCGAAAUGUUCAUCCUGGAGAAGGGCGAGUACCCACGAUGGGACACCUGGUCCAGCAGCUGCCGCAGCGACUGCUUCCGCUCCCUGCGCCCCGUGAGAAUGCAGGAGGCCCAAGAGCAGAAGAUCCUCCUCUUUGAAAGUGCCAACUUCAGGGGAAACAAGAUGGAGAUCCAGGAAGACGACGUGCCAACCCUCUGGGCCCACGGUUUCUGUGGGCGUCUGGGCAGCGUGAAGGUGCCCAGUGGAAUCUGGGUGGGCUACCAGUACCCUGGCUAUCGGGGUUACCAGUAUCUCUUUGAGAGAGGAGACUUUGCACACUGGAAUGAGUGGGCCGCCUCCCAGCCGCAGAUCCAGUCCAUCCGGCGCAUCCGUGACAUGCUGUGGGCCCCCCAAGGCUGCUUCCUUCCAGCCAGGAGCCCCUCAAACUGAGUGAGCCCCUCGGGCAGCCGGCAGAGAACCUGAGAAGUUUGGUGGAGCAGGUGGAGGAGAAGCCGCUGCCUCCCCCCGAGGGACCUGCUACAAGCAAGAGCAGCGCUCCCCUUUUGUGUUCACCGAACCUUCCCCUUGUACAUUGCACUUUGGUGGACAAAAUUUGUGUAGUUAUCCAAACUAAAA
This is a messenger RNA of Podarcis raffonei (Aeolian wall lizard), 1102 nucleotides long. It is a transcript of the gene CRYBB1, whose product is annotated as crystallin beta B1. The coding region runs from base 203 to 916 and encodes 237 amino acids. The record is from RefSeq and is a predicted model, not a curated record. The transcript has 6 exons. Gene Ontology annotation, biological process: lens development in camera-type eye; visual perception. Gene Ontology annotation, molecular function: structural constituent of eye lens. Lineage: Eukaryota; Metazoa; Chordata; Lepidosauria; Squamata; Lacertidae.